This is a messenger RNA of Dreissena polymorpha, 4708 nucleotides long. Its product is annotated as ribitol 5-phosphate transferase FKRP-like. The transcript has 2 exons. Gene Ontology annotation, biological process: protein O-linked glycosylation via mannose. Lineage: Eukaryota; Metazoa; Mollusca; Bivalvia; Myida; Dreissenidae. Gene Ontology annotation, cellular component: Golgi apparatus. The record is from RefSeq and is a predicted model, not a curated record. Bases 142 to 1647 code for a protein of 501 amino acids.
CGCCCCUUAGUUUGUCGUUUGUCAACGAAAUAUACAAUAACAGCUUAACUUUUAAAUCCAGCAAGAAGAGCUUUAAUAUGUAAACCUUAUAUAAUAUUGGAUACACUUUACGAAUAUAACCAUGAACUAAAGGAACCUGACAUGCGACCACUUAAACGUCGAUGGAAACCUUUGGCUGCAGCUGUUACUGUGAUCCUGAUCCAAAUCUGGGUCUUCAGUUGGUGCAACAGAGAGAAUGCAGAACAUUUUCCUGUGACACUGACAGAUGCUCCAUUGGACAAUCAGAACCUAAAGAAUCUCAAGCCAUCACUAACUGUGAUUUUGCAGGAUUUUGAUGUCUUUGAAAAUACAAUUUAUGACACUGUGGCAUACAUAGCAAGAAAUUUCACUGAUAUUGAUGUUCUUGUGAUAUCAGAAACCUUGCCCUAUCCACCAGUAAAAGUUCCCAAUCUUCAAAAUGUGAAACUGAUAAUUUUAAAGGCUGAUCCAGGGACAACAUUGAAUGCAACUCGUCCAGAUUUGAAUAUUCGAUCAAACUUUGUACUUUUUAUUCCCGAUGGUAGUGUGUUGGACAUACAUUUUAAAAGAUCUUUUAAUGUUUUUACUCGUAAUUUUGAAGCAGACAAACAGGAAGGCUAUGCAACACCAGUGGGCAAUGUACAGUUAAGUUGCCGUGGAAUAAAUUUCAAUUUGAAGAUGUGGACACUUCAUUUUGGUGAUAUUGUGAAAACUGGAAAGUGUGGCUACAUAAUUGGUGAACAUGGAAUACUACUGGAAACUAAACAUUUAUAUGCUGUAUCUCAACCACAUUUACCAUCAACGUUUAUAUCUCUCUAUGCUCAGCUGUCCUUAGUGCAAUUCAAAUUCACUGUUACUAAAGAUCUUCAUUUAAGAAAGUUGCCUACCAAACCCAAAAGUCCUCAAGCAUUGUGGCAACUGAAACAAUUCAAACAAAAAUCUGUUCAACAACUGUACCAUCAACUUGGAGUAAAGAAGGUUGUUCAUGAAAAUGAAAAGGUUGAUUGGUAUGGGUGUCACAAAGAAUCCACACGAUGUUUCGAUACAGUGUAUCAAGAUAUGCCAGAAUUCUUGUAUCAUGGGCGUUGGACACCUCCUUGUUGCCUGAAUAAUCUUCGUGAAACUUCAAAGCAUGUUUUCACCAUUUUAGAACGCUGCAAGGUUCGUUAUUGGUUGGAAGGCGGAAGUUUGUUGGGCGCGGCAAGAUAUAGGGACAUAAUUCCGUGGGACUAUGAUGUUGAUAUUGGAAUUUAUAAAGAUGACAUAGGGAAAUGUACUCAACUUUCAAGGAUAGCAUUGGAAUCAUAUGUUGAUGAUGAAGGUUACAAGUGGGAAAAGGCAAUAGAGGGAGAUUUUUACAGAGUUCAAUACAGCGAAGUGAAUCAUUUGCAUGUAGACAUUUUCCCUUUUUAUUCUAAAAAUGGUGUAAUGACAAAGGACACCUGGUUUAAGACUCAUCGCCAAGAUACUGAAUUUCCUGAAUAUUUUUUGACUCCUUUAUCUUGGGUAAUGUUUGGAGGUAUAAAUGCCUCGGCCCCUAAUCAUAUCAGAGACUUUCUAGAGUACAAGUUUGGUAAAGGUGUAAUUGAAAGUCCAAAGUAUCCAAAUGCUGAGGUUGUUGUUGGGUAAAUCAGGUUUUUUUUUCACCACUUUUUUAGCUCACCUGAGCACAACGUGCUCAUGGUGAGCUUUUGUGAUCGCCUUUCGUCCGUCGUGCAUUGUCCGUUGUGCGACGUCAACAUUUGCCUUGUUCACUCUCUAGAGGCCACAUUUAUUGUCCAAUCUUCAUGAAAUUUGGUCAGAAGACUGGUUUCAAUGAUAUCUUGGAUGAGUUCAAAAUGGUUACGUUUGCUUGAAAAACAUGGCUGCCAAGGGGCGGGGCAUUUUUCCUUAUAUGGCUAUAUAUGGCUAUAGUAAAAUCUUGUUAACACUCUAUAGGCCACAUUUAUUGUCUGAUCUUCAUGAAACUUGGUCAGAAGAUUCAUCCCAAUAAUAUCUUGGACGAGUUAGAAAAUGAUGCCGGUUGGUUGAAAACAUGGCCGCAAGGGGGCGGGGCAUUUUUCCUAAUAUGGCUAUAGUAAAACCUUGUUAACACUCUAGAGGCCACAUUUAUUUUCCGAUCUUCAUGAAACUUGCUCAGAAGAUUUGUCCCACUGAUAUCUUUGAUGAGUUAAAAAAUGGUAACCUUUGCUUGAAAAACAUGGCUGCCAAGGGGCGGGGCAUUUUUCCUAAUAUGGCUAUAGUAAAAUCUUGUUAACAUUCUAGAGGCCACAUUUAUUGUCCAAUCUUAAUGAAACUUGGUCAGAAGAUUAAUCCAAAUAAUUUCUUGGACGAGUUCGAAAAUGAUGCCGGUUGGUUGAAAAACAUGGCCGCCAAGGGGCGGGGCAUUUUUCCUUAUAUGGCUAUACUAAAACCUUGUUAACACUCUACAGGCCACAUUUAUUGUCCAAUCUUGAUGAAAUAUGGUCAGAAGAUUUGUCUUAAUGAUAUCUUGGAUGAGUUUGAAAAUGGUUACGUUUGCUUGAAUAACAUGGAUGCCAAGGGGCGGGGCAUUUUUCCUUAUAUGGCUAUUUUAGGCUGUGGUAAAAUCUUGUUAACACUCUAGAGGCCACAUUUAUAGUCUGAUCUUCAUGAAACUUGGUCAGAUCUUGGAUGAGUUCAACAAUGGUUUUGGUUGCUUUUAAAACAUGGCCACCAGAGGCUGGGCAUUUUUCCUUAUAUGGCUAUAUAUGGCCUUGUUAACACUCUAGAGGCCACAUUUAUUGUCCAAUCUUCAUGAAAUUUGGUCAGAAGAUUGGUCUCAAUGAUAUCUUGGAUGAGAUCGAAAAUAAUUAUGUUUGCUUGAAAAAAAUGGCUUCCAAGGGGCGGGGCAUUUUACCUCAUAUGGCUUUAGUAAAAUCUUGUUAACACUCUAGAGGCCACAUUUACUGUCCGAUCUUCAUGAAACUUGGUCAGAAGAUUCAUCCCGAUAAUAUCUUGGAUGAGUUCAAAAAUGAUGCCGUUUGGUUGAAAAACAUGGCUGCCAGGGGGCAGGGCAUUUUUCCUUAUAUGGCUAUAGUUAAACCUUGUUAACACUCUAGAGGCCACAUUUAUUUUCCGAUCUUCGUGAAACUUGGUCAGCAGAUUUGUCCCAAUAAUAUCUUGUUAUCUCAGGUAAGCGACUUUGGGCCUUUCAGGCCCUCUUGUUUCUUCCAUUUAUCAGCACAUUCACAAAGUUAAAAAUUAUGCCUUUUAGCUCACCUGAGCACAAGAUGUGGAAGGCGAGUAUUUUAAUCUUCCUUUGUCUGGCAUUGUCAUGUGGUGUGCGGUCUGCGUUGUCACAUUUAUGAUCUUGAAGAAACUUGGUCAGAAUGUUUAUCGUGAGAACGUCUAGGUCAAGUAGAAUGUGGUUCACAUGAGUCCAAAAUCUACGUCAUUAGGUCUUGAUUAGAAAAAAUAUUGUUACCAUUCUAGAGACCACAUUUAUGAGACGAUCUUUAUUCAAAUUGGUCAAAAUAUUUAUGUUUACAUUUUCAAGGCUCUGUUCGAAUCUGGGGUCAUGUGGGUUACCAGGUCAAAUCUAAGGAAACCUGGUAACCUGUGUAGAGGCCACAUAUAUAACUCAAUCUUGAUGGAACUUAUGAGUAAGAAAUGUACUUUGUGUUGAGUAAGCCUGUAUUGGUUUACAUAAGUAUAAGAAUACCCGAGAUUUUGUGUAACCAUCUUGUUUGCCUAAUUACAUUUGCUACAUGGUACCCCGCAGUAAAAUUAUGUUUGUAUGUCACUUUGUACAACACCAGUCACUGAAAAAGGAUUUGCUUAAAAGGGCCAUGAUUCUGCAUUUUUUUGCAGCAAUACUGUUACAUGUAGUUGCUUCCUUUAUCAAAAGGUCCUGAUUGGAUCACCACUCUGUAAGUUUUCUCAAGACCCUCCCCCCUUUCAGGAGACUAUAAAUACUAGCUCUGCCCAGUAACUGACUCUUGUGUAUAAAACUGAUAAAUCUAUUGAUUUUUUUCUUGUUUUGUUUUGUAGAGAAGGUUUUUAAACAUGGUCUUCAUUUAUAAUUAUUUACUGUUUUCCAACAAUUACAAGGUACCUGUAUUACAUAAACAGAUAUUUGCUCUAAUCAGCUGACUUAUUUAAUAAGAGCAUGGUCAUAAACAACACAGAAAUCCCCAACCUUGUUUAUUUUGUAGUUCCUUCUUAAGUACUCUUUAGUUAUUGCAGGAUGCAGAUUUUAAUUUUCAAUUAUUUAUGUUAUUCAUAGAAACCACAAUUUUUUUAAAGGUCAAAACAGACAGAGAGACACAUAUAACAAGAUGUGCUUUUUAUGGGACUAACAAUAUCAUGACAGUCUUGUUUAAAUAUAAGAAAUGAAAAGUUUCAAUAAAACCUUCACUAUUACUAUUUCAAUGGAUGGAAAUUCUAUACCUUGUACUUUUAUUUUAUUAAAAUUACCAUGUCAUGCAUAUUCACAAUAAAUGUAUUAAAAAAACACCAUAUAUAAUGUGGAAACUGCUUUUCUUAUGCGCAGUAUUGUUGUGACUGUUUAGUUUGUAAAUGUAACAUGGACUGAACAUAAUUAUGUUGUUUUGUCUGUAAUUUGAAGAUUUCUAUAGAAAAUCUUAGUGAUACACAAGUAAAUACUAAGCACCUGGUCCUUAUUAAAAUGAAAAACAAGCAGAAAUAAACAUAAAUAUAAACACCUUGA